This is a messenger RNA of Ochlerotatus camptorhynchus, 1870 nucleotides long. RefSeq names its product glucose dehydrogenase [FAD, quinone]-like. NCBI's taxonomy places the organism in Eukaryota, Metazoa, Arthropoda, Insecta, Diptera, Culicidae. The coding region runs from base 7 to 1557 and encodes 516 amino acids. Gene Ontology annotation, molecular function: oxidoreductase activity, acting on CH-OH group of donors; flavin adenine dinucleotide binding. The record is from RefSeq and is a predicted model, not a curated record. The transcript has a single exon.
CCCACCAUGAUUCGGACACGAGUUGACUGGGAGUACACUACGGAGCGUGCAAAUGAUUCGAGUCUCAGUAUGGUAAACGGGACAUAUUGGCCGAGAGGGAAAAUGCUAGGUGGAUCCAGUGCAAUCAAUGGAAUGAUGUACGUUCGUGGCAACCAGGACGACUAUGACGAGUGGGAACGUUUGGGAAAUCCUGGAUGGAGAUGGAAUGACAUCCUGAAGUACUUUAUCAAAUCUGAAGAUAACAGUGCACCUGAGGUUGUUAGAAGUUACGGAGGAAAAUAUCAUGGUGUAGGUGGAUAUUUGAGCGUAGAGUUUUACGGUGAUACGAAUGAGUAUAAUGAAAUACUAAAACAAGCAACGACUGAAGCGGGUUACAAGCAGCUGAUAGAUUUAAACGGAGAGGAGCACAUCGGAUACGGUAGACUGCAGCUGACCGCUAAAGGCACAACGCGAGCGAGUACAGCAAAGGCAUUUCUUAAUUCUAUUCAAGAUCGUAAAAACUUACACAUAAUUAAAAACGCGUUUGUGGUAUCACUUCACUAUGGUAGUGAAAACAUUGUUCGAGGGAUAAACAUGAUAGUAGAUAACCAAUAUUCGUUAAGGGCGAUCGCUUCGAAGGAAGUUAUCUUGUCAGCGGGAGCUAUAAAUACCCCUCAACUAUUGAUGUUAUCUGGUAUAGGAAGGCCAGAAAGUUUAGAGCCGUUCGGCAUACCAGUGCGAGCGGAGUUAGACGUUGGAGGAAAUCUACAAGAUCAUGUGCUUGUACCGGUAUUUUUUGGGAUUGGGAAAUCGAUUACCAAUCUUACUGAAAUUAGACAACGAGUGAUGAUUAACCUUUUUGACUUCACUCUACGCAAUAGAAGCACGUACAUAGAUCUCAACAGAUUUUCAGAUUACAUGGGAUUCGCUAAUACAAAGAACGGUGAUGAAAAAUUCCCUGAUGUGCAAUUUGUAAACUUAUUACUUCCAAAAGGAGAUGCUAACUCGGUGGAUAUUUACACUGGAAUGGGCUACAACGAGAAGGUGCUGAGUUCAAUUAGAAAACAUGUACAAGAACAAGAUGUGGGCAUUGUUUGGGUUAUUGGUAUCGAUCCAAAGUCUCGUGGACGCCUGCGGAUUAGAUCAGCUAAUCCAUACCAUCAUCCAUCGAUUGUUACGGGAUAUUUCAGCAAUCUGAAUGACUUGGAUGUGAUCCGCAAGGGCAUUCGAAUGCAACAGACCUUAUUCAACACGAAAACGUUACGAAGGUAUCGACCAAAUCUGCUGAGAAUUGAUAUUCCAGAAUGUGACGCUUUGGAGUACGACUCAGAUAAUUUCUGGGAAUGUUAUAUACGGCAUAUGAGUACUACUAUCUACCAUGCAAGUGGUACGGUUAAAAUGGGUCCUUGGAGUGAUGCAGGAGCAGUGGUCGAUUCCCAGCUGAGGGUUUAUGGGAUUGAGCGAUUGCGAGUUGUAGAUGCCAGCAUAAUGCCAACCGUAACUAGUGGUAAUAUCAAUGCUCCUACUAUUAUGAUCGCAGAAAAGGGUGCAGAUAUGAUUAAAAAUUCUUAUCUCUGACAAUGUUAACUCGCAGUAAUUAUGAAUAAAACUAAACAAAUGAUGAUUAUAACUAUCACUUUUCAUAACCACCACGUCACAGACUCAUUGUGUGAUUAUAGAAAUAAAUUUACGAUUUUGUACUUAAGUUUCGUAUGAUCUCAUGUAAUAGAUGAUACCUAGUUGUAGACUACGUUUUCGAAACUGUUGUUAUGUCCCUAGGCUUAUGUUUAGCAGCUAAAAUAAAAUCACUUAUCUUGGUCGUUUGGGAUUCUACGUGUUUUUAUCCUACAAACCGGUAGAAAGGGGAUUCGAUAUAUAUAUAUGUAACCCU